Penicillium soppii is the source of this 315-nucleotide messenger RNA. RefSeq lists its product as uncharacterized. The record is from RefSeq and is a predicted model, not a curated record. The transcript has 2 exons. Bases 1 to 315 code for a protein of 104 amino acids. NCBI's taxonomy places the organism in Eukaryota, Fungi, Ascomycota, Eurotiomycetes, Eurotiales, Aspergillaceae.
AUGUCCUUAUACAGCGAGAGUGGCGCUAGUCCGGAACAAAACCCUGCCAUGAAGAACCCCGAAAAUGUUCAGCAGGAUUCCCCCUUCAGGCGAAAAGAGGGUCCGUCGUCUGGCACGAACUCUUCUCCGGUUGUCCUAGGCACGGGCCAGAGUAAUAAUAGUGAGAAUGAGGUCGCGUCGUCCUUGCAUUCCAAAGAAGAUGAGAAACCAGGACAACGCCAGGCGACAAUUGGCUCCAGAUCUCGAUUUGUAGUCCUGCAGGAGCCCGUCAACGUGGAGAGACCCCCAUCCGGCAUCUCAUCUCGUCAUAGCUAA